This is a messenger RNA of Conger conger (European conger), 3236 nucleotides long. RefSeq names its product HEPACAM family member 2 (gene hepacam2). The transcript has 9 exons. The record is from RefSeq and is a predicted model, not a curated record. Lineage: Eukaryota; Metazoa; Chordata; Actinopteri; Anguilliformes; Congridae. The coding region runs from base 78 to 1427 and encodes 449 amino acids.
CCUGGCAAAUGUUCUGCCACCAGUUCCCCUCUCCCCUCAUCACAAGCAGACAGCUCCACAGAGAAUAGAAUGCAUUAAUGGAGACCUUCAGCAGCACCUUCCUUCUAUUCCUCUGCACAGUGACUUUCUGUAUCUCAGGUAGCCACUGCUCCACAUUUGUGAGAGUGCCUGAUAUUCUCCAUGGCACUUAUGGCAAUUCCCUGCUCCUGCUGGUGGAAAAUCUCAUCCGGUCAGAAGAUGCGGACAUCUAUUUUAGCUGGAAUUUUCAUGGGCAAACACUAGUGGCCUUCAAAAACUGGAAGGAUGUGAACAUGGAUGAGAGCAGGUUCUCAUUUCAGCCCCCCAACGCAUCACUGCUGAUUCACUUCCUGGAUCAUGCAGUGGAGGGGGAGUAUGGCCUUGAUUUUUACAUCAAAUUUCCCAACGGAUCCAAAGUUAGUGAGCACAAGUCAGUCCGCAUCACUGUUGAUGUGCCUGUAUCUUUCCCAGUCAUCAAGAAGACUCCUGCUUCUGAAGUGGUGGAGGAUGAAGAUGAUGUGACGUGGAUGUGUUUGGUGGAGAACGGCACCAGGGUGCGGUAUCAGUGGUUCCAAGAUAAAAGACCCAUUCGUGCCAAGGGGCGAUACACACUUUCCCCAAACAACAGCAAACUUGUCAUAAGCCCCAUCCAAAAAGAGGACAUUGGAGAGUACAGUUGUGUGGUGGAAAAUGUCAUCAGCCAAAAAACAAGUGAGCCUGUGGCACUAAAUAUGUUCUAUGGACCAUACAACCUGGUGGUCAAAUCCGAGCAAGGCCUGCAAACAGGGGCGGUCUUCACUGUCAAUCCUGGAGAGCUGGUGUUUUUUGAUUGUUUCGCAGACUCCAACCCCCCCAACAGCUGUGUCUGGAUCUCCAAGACCAACAAUUCUACCCAGGUCCUCAUGUCAGGUCCCCGCUUUGAGGUCCCUCCUGCUUAUAAGUUGGCCCACACAGAGGAGUUUGUGUGUCGCGCCUUCAACAACAUCACGCAGAAGCAGGAUGAAACUGAGUUCACUCUGGUAGUGGCCAGCCUGGGCACCGGGAAAGAAAAACAUUACCAAGAAGGGAGUGUAGCAUCUCCGCUGACCGCCAUUAUUGUCAUCGCAUUGCUCAUCAUUGUCUGCAUGCUGGCAGUACUUUUCAAAAAGUCUUGUCAUCCGCACAGAGUGAUUAUGAACAUUUACAACAGGCCUCUAACGGAUCAAAAGGGACCACACCUUUCAGGCCACGAGGAUGCAACUGAAGAUUUUGGAAUCUAUGAAUUUGUCACUAUACCAGGGAGAGCAGAAUCCACACUGGCAUCAAGCAGGUCUCUGGCAGGGCUAGAAUCUGCUCAAGAUUUGCAUACCACCAUCUAUGAUGUUAUAAAGCAUAUCCCUGAAACACCAAUACAGAGUUUACUGAAGUAACCUCUGGGAGUAUGGUUUGAAAAGUAGGUCUGUAAUGAUCUCCGUGCCUUCGUGUCUUAUGGUUUUAGGCAGGAAUAUGCACUCUUAGAGUGCUGAAAAGCUUCUGUGGCCUUUUAUUUAUUAAAGGUUUCAAGCGCUUUAAAGGGAGGACUCUUCAGUUCAACGGCUCAACACAGCACUACUAAUUACUCUGCUUAAUUAAUUAUUUUGCAUUAGCCCGUUAUUUGUUUGUCACAGGUUCAGCACCUGCUUAUUUUUGUUGGCUUAAUGCAUGUUACAGAUAUAGCAGUUGAGUCUGCUCUUUCCAAAAUAAUGCAAUAAUGUACAAUAAGAGACCAUUCAUCCCACCCAUGCUCCAUAUUCUUACCUGUAGAGCAAUUCUUUAAAGCCUUGUCUUGAACACAUCAGACACACAAUGGUCUUUCCAUCCAGUGUGAGUCCUGAUAAACUAUUCUGUGCACUUAAAACCAUAUAUUAUACAGCAUACACUCACCGAGCACUUUAUUAGGAACAUUUUUACUUUAUUACACAUACUUAUUCAUGCGGUUAUCUAAUCAGUCAAUUGUGUGGCAGCAGUGCAAUGCAUACAAUCAUGUAGAUAUGGGUGAGGAGCUUCAGUUAAUGUUCAACCACUAGAAUGGGGGAAAAAUGUGAUUUAAGUGACUAAGUGACAGGGUGGUUUGUGUAUCUCAGAAACUGCUGAUCUCCUGGGAUUUCCAUGCACACUAGUCUCUAGAGUUGACAAAGAAUGGUGCAAAACUAAAAAUCCAGUGAGCAGUAGUAGUGCAGACAGAAACACCUUGUUAAUGAGAGCCGUCAGAGGAGAAUUGCCAGACUGGUCAAAGCUGACAGGAAGGAGACAGUAAUGCAAAUAACCACACAUUACCACAGUGGGAUGCAGAAGAGCAUCUCUGAACAUACAAUGCAACAUUACUCUAAGUGGAUAGGCUACAGCAGUAGAAGUCUAAAAAAUAUGUCUAAUAAAUACCUAAUAAAGGUAAAUAAUUUUUGGAAUUUAAAGUGUGAGUAGUGUGUUUUUAAAGUUCUAUUAUGUGUUUGCCAUUUGCUGAAACAUAUUGUUCUUAAGAUUAAUGCAAUUUUAAAACAUGGUUAAAUUAAUUUCAUUCUUAAGUUCUCUUAAAUUCUCAUUUAAUGCACUUGUUAAAGGGAUAGUUCACUUUCUGGAGUUUAUACAUAAUAUUUCAAUAUUAUGAAUUAUACAAAAUAUACAUUAUUUAAAUUUGUGUGUGUUUUCCAUUGGCCCGGAUAGUUUUUAUGCAUGAUGGAGAAUAAAAUUUUAGAUACUUUUUUUUUUUUGUUUUUGAUUACUUGUUGGCUCUAUGCUGCCAGAUAGUCACUGGUCUGUGGUCUAAAACCAGAAAACACAGAGUCUGGACAUAUGAACAGGUUAAUUCUAUCUAUGUUCAUUCAUUCAGCUCUGACACUCCCAAGUACCAUGUAGCAAUGCUGAUACAGGAAGCUGUGCAACAACUUUCUUGUGUCCAUGCUGCAUGGCCACACAAAGUAGUUUCAACCAAAAUGAGAUACAUUUUUUACAUAAUAUUCAGGUAAUUUUCACAUGUAACCUCAGGAAGCAUAAUGUUGCUGCACGAGCUGUUGGGCCAAUCAAAAGUGGACAACAAAACUAAACGAUAAAAAGGUUAACUGUACCUUUAAGGACAAAGAAUUUUGUGAAUAGAUUGAUUCUCGGUUAUUGCUUCAUUUUUAUUUGUCUAUAAAAGGGAUUAUGUGUAUUUUAUUUGACAUUGCACAGGCAGAGUUAUUUUGAUUUUGAAAUAAGUGUUGUUC